CUUUCCCAGAAGCUCACACAUGGCUGCUUCGUCAUCGGUUGCAACCCGAAUAGGGCCUCAAGUGUUCAUCAGCUUCCGGGGAGAAGAUGUGGGGAACCACUUCGUAAGCUUUCUCGACCCUGCUUUAAGAAGAGCGAAUAUAAAUGUUUUCUUAGACGAGAACGAGUUAUUGAACACAGACCUAGCUAGCCUGUUGACGAGGAUAGAAGAGUCGAAGAUCGCAAUGGUAAUCUUCUCAAAGAAUUUCGCCGACUCAGAUAGGAGCUUGGAUGUGCUGGCCAAGAUGAAGGAACUUAGGGAUCAAGGUCGUCUCAUAGUGAUUCCCAUCUUCUACAAUCUUGAUCCUUUGGUUGUGAAAGAACUUAGAGGAGACUUUGGCGAUAAGUUUAGAGAUUUGCAGCGCAGACAUCUACACCAGCUAGAAAGAACUCGGAAAUGGGAGGAAGCUUUAGUAACUAUUCCUGACAUAAGAGGCAUUCCCCGAGCAGAACAAAGUGACACGACAGAUUACCAUUUCAUAGAGUCAAUGGUUGUCCUGAUACAAAGAUUUCUGGAUCAUGUGGCCGUGAGAGGAAACCCAAGAGAAGUGAGCCGACAAUGAUGUUUCACGGUCCCUGCAAUGCAACUAGAAAGAGGAUAUGAGGGAUGUAUGCAAGCUUGGUUGGCAACGAGAUGAGGAGCUUUUUAGUUUUAUCAUCAAAUUGUUUUUGUUUUGAAUAUU
Brassica oleracea var. oleracea is the source of this 721-nucleotide messenger RNA. RefSeq names its product protein PHLOEM PROTEIN 2-LIKE A6-like. Bases 20 to 601 code for a protein of 193 amino acids. Gene Ontology annotation, biological process: signal transduction. NCBI's taxonomy places the organism in Eukaryota, Viridiplantae, Streptophyta, Magnoliopsida, Brassicales, Brassicaceae. The record is from RefSeq and is a predicted model, not a curated record. The transcript is spliced from 2 exons.